Molecule: messenger RNA, 3431 nt
Organism: Cheilinus undulatus (humphead wrasse)
Lineage: Eukaryota; Metazoa; Chordata; Actinopteri; Labriformes; Labridae
Gene: ccdc39
Product: coiled-coil domain containing 39
Exons: 20
Coding region: 62-2917 (951 amino acids)
Biological process (GO): cilium movement; inner dynein arm assembly; cilium-dependent cell motility
Cellular component (GO): axoneme
Source: RefSeq, a predicted model, not a curated record
CGGGGGGAACGUUUUCUUUUUGGGGGGUUUUGUCUCUGAGAUUUGGCGACGCUGAAGGAAAAUGUCGAGCACUAACGAUAUAGUUUUAUCCGAGCAAGGCUGGGAUAAGCGAUUUGCUCUGCCCGAGUCCAACACUAAAAACACAGCUGUGAUGGAGGAGGUUUUAAAAAAAGACGCAGAAUUGGUGCAACUGGAAAACAAACUUGAGAGAAAGGAUGCGGACGAUAAGUCAGUGACUGAUUUUUUCCGAAAUGCCAAACAAAUGCUGGGAAAAACUGAGGCUCUAGGCAAGGCUAAGGAGCAGGAGGAAGAGUUGGUGAAACACCUCACAGCCCUUACAGAGAGAGAGAGAGACCGCCUAGCACAAGAGGCUGCAAAGAUUGACAAUGAAAAAAAAGGUUUAGCAGACAGAAGUCACAUUCAAGAGAACCAAAUGUUCAAGACCAAGAAAAAGCUGGAGGAGUUCAGGAACCAGAUGGACUGGGACCAGCAGUCCCUGGAGGAAUUUUUAGAGGAAUGCGCAGAAAAAGAUGAGGACACAAUGGCUAUUAUCAAGUUUGCCCAGCAAGAUGAUCAGAGGAUCAAGUCACUCACUCUGGCUAUAGAGAAGAAGACGCUGGAGGCUAAUGAAAAGCACAGAGCACUUGACAAAGAAUUAACUGAGACUACAUCUGCACAGGUCGCCUUAGACAAAACCACAGAGAAUUUGCAGCAAGCCCACCUGGAGACAAAGCAGCUCAUCCACCAGUGGGAAAACACCAUCAAGCAGAUGAAGCAACGAGAUGAUGAGAUGCAGCAGUUUGCACUGAAACUUGCCCAAGCCAACCAGGGUAUCAGGGAGAAGACUUCAACCAUUAUAAGAUGGAAGCAUCUGCUGGACACUGAGGAGAACAACAACAAGGAAACCAAGAGGAAGAUAACCAUCACCAACCAACAGGCUGGAAAGCUAAGACAAGAUUUGAAGGACCAGGAGAUAAACUAUAGGAGGCUACAGGAUGAGCUGCUGAGUUGCAGUGUCACACUGGAAAGAGCAACAUCUAAUGUGAAGUCUGUGAAGUCACAAAUAUCCAAACUGAAGAAAGACAUCAAGGAAAACAAUGACAAACUGAAAAAAGCCGAGAACUACAAUGUGGCACUGGAAGAGAGGCUCAAAGUCGUGACUCAAACUGCCCUUAAUGAGGAGGAGCGAGCUGCACAGAUGGAACAGUUCCUCAAGGAGGAGGAGAAGGCAACAAAGGAGUUGGAUGUCAAGCUGGUUGACAACAGGGAGGAGCUUUACCGAUGUAAAGGGAAGUUACAGUCUCUGGAAACAGAGGAGAAGAAUGCUAUUGCCCUGGUUUCCAAGAGCAAAUCCACCAUUACCAGCCUGGACAGCAAGCGAAGAAAUUUAGAGAAGGAAUUAUCCAAACUGCAGGCUACCCUGCAUGAGAAGGACUUGCAGCUCCUCCAUAUGGAUAAGAAAAUGGCUAAGCUGCAAGGUAACAUUCAAGAAGAAGAAAAAAGAGUGCUGGAUGAGAAGAUCACAGAGCUGACUGAAAUCCUGGAGGAGAAGAAAAAGACAGCUAACAUGCUAAACAAUGCACUCAAGGAGGCAGCGGAUGAUGUUCGCUUCUUGAAGAAAGAGAUGGACAAAUCAGAAGCUCAUAAAAAGGAUCUGACUGAGAAGGUGGAGGUGCUCAGACUGCAAAAUACUACCAAUGGAAAAGAGUUGAACAGAAUCAGGCUAAAGAAACAGGACAACUUGGUGGAGCACAACAUCUUGAAGAUGGAGGUGAAGCGUAAGAGGGAUCUGAUGUACAACAAGGAGGACAGCGUGCUCUCUUUGGAGAAGAGGAAGCUAGAGUUUCAGAGAGUCAUAAAGGAGCGAGAGGAUGAGAUCAAAGUCUACAGAGAAAUGCUUGCUCAGCAGCUCAAAAUGAGUGAGGAGGAGAGGCAGAGACUCAGUGCUGAACUGAAUGAGAAACUGUCCAAGGUCGACGUACAGAAGACACGCUAUGAGGUGGUGAUGCUUUCACUGGGAGCUCCAGAAGGGGAAGAGGAGAGAUCACAGGCAUACUACAUCACAAAAGCUGCACAAGAGAAGGAGGAGCUCAGGCAGAAGGGAGAUAGUCUUGAUACUCAAGUCCGCAAGGUGGAGCUGGAAAAUAAAGCUCUGGAAAACACCAUCCAGUUAUUCAACCACUGUAAUGGGGAGUUUCGCAAAUCACUCACCAAAGCAAGUGAAUCGAGUCCAGAGUUCCAGGAAAACCUGAAGCUAGAACAGCAGCUGAAUGCAGCUGAAGAGAUGCUAAGGUUUAAGGGAAGGAAGAUGAAAGAGUUUCAACAGGAUAUGCAGGACAUGAUCAAUACCGUGGAGAGCCAAAUGCAACAAGAGCAGGUGGAGAAAGAUAAAAUAGAGUCAAACCAGUCACUUAUCAGUGAGAUGAAGACAGAAAUUGCUCCCCAAGAAGAGAAAACUAGCAGAACCACAAAGCAGUGCUUUAAACUGAUCAAAGAGAUCUGCUCUGCAAAAAACACUACAACUUUUGAGGAGAAAGGCAUACGACUAAAGGAGCUGAUGGAAUUCAACAAGAGUAUCGACAAGAUUCUGAUUGAAGCCAUGGAGGACAAUCCUGACCUCACAUCAGCACUGGAGAAAUACUUCCUUCAGGCCAGUCUGACUCUGCCAUCUCGACCUUCCACUCCCACAAGCCGCCAGAGCUCCAAGACAAACUCUGCCCGUAGCUCCGCCUCCCUCAGGUUUUCAGCAUCCUCAGCUGGCAGCAGCCCGAGGGCCUCUGCACUGCAAUCCCCCAUACUGAAGACUGUGGACCUGGCCCUGGACCUGGCUGGGACCUGUUCUCCUCCCACCUCCUCCAGGCGCUCCAGCUCUGUCAGCAACAGCAGCAGUAGCAGCACAAAUUCAAAGAAUGCAUGAUACAGUUCUUCUUUAUAAAGUUCAUGUGGGUUAAUGACAUAUAAAGCGUAAUUGAUUUGCAGUUGCAGCACCUGACAUUUGCAGCUAAUUUCAAAUAAAACAGAUGAAUAUUUUGACAUAUAAUUACUUUAUUCUAGUCACAAAGAGGAUACCUAAAGGCUGGCUCAAACUGCACAAAUUCAGCUAGAUUUUGGCCCGAUUGUAACAUCGCGGCUCAUGGUCCUGAUUUUUAGCAUCAGGAAUGACAAAUGCUCCUGUAAUGUGAUAUAAUUAAUGACACAUCCAAGACGCCCCACGGCCACAACUCAACAAAGUCCGACAUGGUGCUGUUGAGAACGAUCAAAAAAAUUGUGAAGUCUGACCCAGCCUUAAGAAAAACUGAAAUCAAUUUUAUCUAAAUACGUGAUACCUCAUAUACCUAAUUAAAAGUAAAAACAAUAUUUUAGAGUGAUAAAUGAUAUUAUUCAUUUCAUAUAUUGACACUUUUUGCAGUUUCACCACCUGAAGCACUGGU